AUAGGUUAGAGAUGAUCAAUUUUAAAUUUGGCAGUUGACAAUUCAUAAAUUCUCUCGCAAUUGGAGAUCAUGAUGGGAUCGGCUCUUCACUCCGGAUUGGUUAAUAUUAUAUCCACGAGUUAUUUUCUUGCACAUUUCACACAACUAUACGAGUCAUGUGAGGUCGGCCUUUACCAGUCGUGCGAUGUAAAUGCAGCUUUUGAGCGUGUUUUUUACAUCACCAUCGCACAGGAAGACAGAUAAAAAGGGAGAGAGAGAGAGAGACAGAGGAUUGAAAGAAGGAAAACUAGGAAAAAUCGCAAAACGGAAAACGCGUACGUUUUCCAGAUUCAAGCUCGACUACGGCGGACAAGGAUCGGAAAUGGACUUUUCUGACCUAUGUGCUCACAUAUGACUUGCUUCUGGAAUGUUUUACUUGCUUGGUAUCUCAUUACGCCGGUUGCCGCGUUUUUGCCUGAUGCUGCAUAGGAAGCGAUGGAACGAUGGCUGAACUCCUCAGUCCAUACAUUAGAAUCUUAUUAGACAAUUUGUGAACCACAUGGCUAGCGAGAAAUCUCCUGAUUACCGUGCCUCCUGUAUGGAAGAUAACGACGAGAUAGAGGGUCUUAAUGAAAAGCUGAUACAGCUGUUAUCUGAGCAAAAACACUUCUCUCCAGUUCUGCCCAAUAGUUCACUGUGUGAACCAGAGGAAGAUUGUGGAUCUACGGUAGAUGCCAAGGCAUCCGGUUCUCUGUCAUUUAGCCAUUGCAGACAUGACUGCUCUCUUCUAUGUUACGAUAGUCCAGCUAAGAUGUCGAGUACAUCAAAUCAUCUUCCACCCAUUGGUGUAUUUUGGGACAUCGAGAAUUGUCAGGUUCCUAAAGGUAGAUCCGCCAUAGCAGUUACGCAAUUAAUUAGGGACAAAUUUUUUAGUGGCUAUAGAGAGGCGGAAUUUAUUGUGGUUUGUGACGUUCAGAAGGAGAAUAGCCAAAUUAUACAGGAACUGAACGACGCUCAGGUUAAUUUAAUACAUGUAGCUGCUACAUGCAAGAAUGCUGCAGACGAGAAGCUUAAACAGACCAUUAGAAGAUUCGCCGACAUCCAUGGCAGCCCAGCGGCUAUAAUCCUAAUAUCCGGCGACAUUAAUUUUGCCGCUGAUCUCAGUGAUCUACGUCAUAGGAAAAAGAUUCAUGUGAUAUUGCUUCAUAAAAAGAAUACCUCAGAAGCAUUAAUAUUAUGCGCCAAUGAACAUUAUGACUUUAUGGAGCUCACGGAGCCACUGCCGUCCAGACCUCCACCAAAGGGUAAUGAAUCCUAUGAUCUUCUAAUUAGUAACCUUCCUGAUGAAAUGGAUGUUAAUGUCAUUAAGCGUCGUCUUAAGCAAUUGUCUGAGAAUUGCGGUGGUCGCGUGAUAGAUGUCCAGUCAAAUACUGCCAUUGUACGCUUUACGUCGCACAGUUCUGCAGACAGGGCUCAGAAACGUAUGGAAGGAGAAUAUGUUUUUGGCUCAAAAAUAUUUGUAAGAUAUCUUGGGAAAGAAAAAGGGAAUAUAAUCGCCAAAAAUCUAGGAAAUAUUGUAACUCGAAGCAGAGCAGUCAGUGAAUCGGAAAUUGUUACUGAUUCCAAGCAAAAUAGCUCCAAGCAAAUGUAUACUGCUAGUGCCUCUGUGUUAGGGACAAGAACCCUCCAAUAUCCGCAUUAUCAAUCUUCAUCGUCUGUAGUGGGUGCCUAUCCGCCUUUCAAUCCCCAUUGUGCACCCAUCAAUGGUCCACCAUCAGGAUUGAUACAGCAACCUCCCAUAUAUUUUGGAAGAUAUGUGAGUAGUGGCGAUGUAGCUUUUAAUAGGCCAUACAACGAUCUUACUAGAGUGCAGUCACCAAAUUUAAUUUGGCCGAUUGGGCCAAGCCCUCAAUCAUAUGGCCAUAUAUGGGAAGAACAGUAUAAAGCGGAAAAGUCCAAAACUUUAAGUAAACGAGCUCACAUCCCGCAGGCUCGGGAUAAUGUUGCUGUUGCCACAACUGCUCAUACUCCUGAAGGUCUUAGGCGCAUCAGAGGUACACACGGUGCAUUUCUUCAUGCUGCCGAAUGGCUUGGAGGACGGCAAUCGUACAACAAUUCAUUAGCUGUUCCACUUAAUUAUAAUGUGCAAUCCAAUUCUUUCAAACGACGUAGCCCAUCUCCACUGUACGAUGCACCGACUAGAGAAAAAAGCUCAUGGCACGGUCAGAAUCAGCAGCAAGUUUCUACACGAAACAAUAAAACACCAUCACCUUACGAAAAUAAUAUGUUACAAAGGACAGGACAACAUAAUCAAACAUCACGGUCGCAUCUAAGUGAUGCAGAAAACGAAGAAGUAGAGAACUUUUUAAAUCCUAAUAAUCGCGUCGGACAUAGUACGAAUAAUGGCAUUAAUAUACCCAUCGAAUUACAAGUAACAAAUUUAGAUCAAAACAUUGAUAUGAGAGACAUGAAGCAAAUUCUUUUAUCUAUAUUCAGGGAACAUGUUUCGAACUGUCAUAUUUCUGUAUUUAUGCAAUCGGACGGUAAUUACGGUGCUAGUGUCAAAGUACCUUCAUUAUCAGACGCACAGUAUGCGAUCUCGCAAUUACAUCGCCGUAAAAUAGGUUACAAGCGCAUUUUGAUAUCUUAUGCUCAUGUCGGUGGACCAAAUUUGCAACUUAUUCGAGCGCAAAUCGUAAUGCUUUUGCAAGAAGUCCCGGGACACAAACUACCGCUAUUCAAAUUCCGCGAGAUGUACGAGAGUCGGUUUAUGAUCUCUAUAAGCGUGUCGGAACUCUACAAGAUGAGAGACGUAUGCGUAAUCACUGAAGAUCCGAGCGGCAGAAUGGUUUCACUCAAUCCGGAUCAUAGAAAUACGCCGUCGCCUUGCUUUAGUAAUACGAUACAGGAUGGACAAGUCAAGUUGCCGUAUUGCACGAUGCAUACCUCGAAACCGUUGUCUGAUAAAGGCUGGGCGGAACAAGAAAUGGCAUCCUUACCGAAUGUAAAGAUCUCUUUGAAACUUCUCGAGUCUCGUGUACAACAAUUACUAGCGUCGCACAAUGGCAUUCUACCCUUGCCAAGUUUACCAAACUGUUAUGAGGCAGAAUUCAAAGAACAAUUAGAAAUCAUAGAGAAUGGUGUACCUUUAGAACAUUUAGUAGCCUGCUUAUCAUGUGUCGAAUUGAGACAAGAUAUCGGUAGCGUGAAGUAUAUUGUGUGGAUAGGGAAAAAGGAUCAUGAAAAUAAUCACGAUGAAACUAAGUGUGUGAGUCCACCACUUGCGAAUCAACUAGCUCUUUUCAGCCGCGAACUGGUUGAUCUUUUGAAAACCGCUCCACACUGCCAGUUACCCUUUAAUCGAUUUAUACCAGCUUAUCACCAUCAUUUCGGACGUCAGUGCAGAGUUGCCGAUUACGGGUUUACUAAACUAAUAGAUCUGUUAGAGGCACUUACGCACACUGUACAAGUAAUGGGAGAGGGCAAUAAGCGUGUGGUUACGUUAUCGCAUCGUGCUCAAGUACGUAGAUUUACCUCGGAUUUAUUGCGAGUACUGAAAUCGAAAGCGAGCAAACAAGUGGCACUUUCAGAAUUUCCAAACGUUUAUAACCGAGUAAUAGCAAAACCUUGGGACAUCGUGGAUUACGGUGUAUGUGAUAUCGAGGAUAUUCUCGGUGAAGUGUCCGAGAACACGGUUGUCGUAACUCCUUUGGAAGAUGGUGAUAAAAUGAUAGCCAUUCCCAAACGCGAGCAAACUGCUGAAGAAAUCGAACGAACGAAAUUGUUCGCUAAGGAGGUGAUCGAGCUACUGCAACACGCUCCACAAUGUAGAAUGCAGUUCAACAAAUUUGUACCUUCUUAUCAUCAUCACUUUGGCCAUCAAUGCCGCGUAUCAGAUUACGGAUUCACCAAAUUGAUCGAAUUGUUCGAAGCAAUCCCCGAUGUAGUUAAGAUCGAGGAAGUAAACGGAGGCGAGAGACAGAUAUCUUUGACCAAGAAAGAGGGUCUUAAAGUUCUCUCCGAACAGAUAUUGAAAUUGGUGAUGCGCGCCAAAAGUGGCCUAAACGUUUCGAGCAUCGCACAAAUGUUCCAACAUCAAUUCGGCUACGCGUUACGUCCCGAAUUGUUCGGCUGCAGUUCGAUGUUGCAACUUAUGCAAAAGCUUGGAGAUACCGUUCAGGUCAUAGAUUUGGCUACAGGACCAGCUAUCAUCACAAUAGACAAAUCACAUUUGCAGCAAACAAUUCUCCAAUGCCGGCGCAUAUUAAUGGGCCAGCCCCAACAUAGAAUGCCUACCAGAGAAUUUGUGCAACAAUACUUUCAAUAUUAUUCGAAGCAAUGUAAUCUAGACGACUUAAAAAAAAAUCUGGCAAAUGUUGUUCGGUUUACAGUGGUAAAUAACGAACAAGUCAUCGAGCUGACACCAUUGCAUCGCUUUGCUUGUGAGCUUCAUCUUGUAAUGAUGAAUUACAAUGGUACAUUAAAUUUAUCGCAGUUUGAUGUAUCAUACUUGAAUAUCAUAGGCUCACCUUGUAAACCUGCACAAUAUGGUUUUCCAACAAUAACUGCACUUUUACAAGCCUUACCUUGCACUGUAACGAUAAAAGAGACACGGAAAAAAGAAACGAUUAUCUACUUGAAUAAAAAGCUAGCCGCUUCUGUCGGUUUUUUUGUGCCACUGGUACACAAAUCGAUAUCAUCUCAUCUCGAUACAGAUUCUAGCAACGAUUCAUUUGAAAGUGAUAUUUCCUGUCGCGUAAAUGUUCCCAACGCUUUGAGCACGAUGGAUGAUCACGAGAAAUGGCUCGAUCAAUUGACAAAUGUUAAUUCUUGGAAAGCAAAAGAUGACAAAGCUGUAUGGUCGGAGACUUGUGACAAGCAUUGGAAGAACUUACCGAAUUCGGAAAAACGCUCGAAUAACUGGCCAGCUCUGGAAAGCGGCGGUGAAAGCCUCUUAAACAGCUUGAUGCGCACACCGAUAAUGCGUAAUUUCCCUCCACCGCCACCUAAACCCGAUUCCCCACCCGAGGAUGUCAUGUGCAAGGAAGAACACUGGAAAUCUUCACUGUGGAUGUCUCCAACAAAAUUUACCUAUUCACAAGAUGAACAUUCCACGAAUGUACAGGUCCCUCCAUUAACUUUACCAAGCUGGAAUCAAAUGUUGUCCGGUGACGGUAUAUCGAAUUUGCUAUCACCGACUAAAAAUCUAUUGCCCGCUGCUGCUAAUCCGUUGUAUCCGCCUACCUCUCCUUAUUAUCCUAAGCCUGUUAUUGCACCACACCCAUCGGAGUUGCCACUUCCUUCCUUAUCGCUAACACCUAAGAAGAAAAUAUUGGUGGAUAAUCAGAAAAAGAUUGCCACUAACGCGAGGUUGCUUAAUCUUGCUAGUUCCGAAAACGAAGAUGUUAUCGACGAUGAUGAGAGCAGCGACAGUUAUAGCACUUCUAGUAAACAUUGAAACUAUAUUUAUCUCGCUAGUUAAAGGCAAGAGACGUCUGGCGGCCCAAUUCAAUCAGCCGAUCGAGCCAUAAGCAGAGAUCAUGCAAAGGAGAGAUAUUAAAAAGCCCAGGAUCAAAAUCAGAUUGUGUUUAAUCGAUUUCUUCACGACAACAACAAAUUUCACACUUCAAGUAGACUUCAGUAAGAUCUUUAUCUAAAAUGGAUUAAAUUACCUAUAUACUAUUCCAUGGAUGGUAGGUACCAUACUUUAUUUAUAUUCAAAAUUUACAAUAGAUCUGUGUAGAUUGAAUGUAUAUGCAAACCGGAGGAAAGCGAUUAUAGCACGAAUUAUUUUCAAAAAGUAUGAAAAUAUACAUCGAGUAGAUAUAUGAUUGAUAUGAUCGGGAUCGUAAUAAGAAAUGCGUGCGAUGUUUAUAUCGAGUGACAUGUGCUAACGGUUAGGAAACAUGUAGCAUUUUUCAUACUGUGAUAUAGGGUAUAAAAAGAAGCGAUGAUAGUAAAUAUUAUACCACGAAGGGAGCUUUUGGAAUGGCAAUAAUUAAUAAUCUUUCAGUAACACAUGAGAAGCGUGGCUCGGUUUAUCUGUGAAUUAUAUUUAGAUCUUUUUAUAUCGCAUCUAACUUUUUUAUUAAUAAUAUAUAUCAUUUGAUAUUAUUUUAAUCUUUACGUUUGUAUCAAAUUUACAAUCAAUUUUUACUUGAUUGUUUCGACUAGUUAACGAUAUACAUAUCAUGAAAAAAAUAUAAUUUUUAUAUCCGUUCCUUUUUUGUUUUACAUUUGUUAAACGAAACUAGGAGAUUAUUAGACUAGAUUCCAUAAUCAUCAAGUAUAAGCAUUAACUAUUUUCAUUUGUAAAUAAAUUAUUGUUAAAAAGCUUCUUUCGAUUUGCCUACGUUCACAUUGUCAAAGACAAUGUGAGUUGUAAUUCAUAUAACAUACUAUAUGUCCGAAAAAGAUAUUACGUAUAAUUGUUGCCAAUUACAAGAUAAGCGAAAUUCUCUUGUCUACCAUGCACCUUCAGUUAUUUAUCUUAACUUGUCUUACGAAUUUCUCUCCAAUUCACCAUUGAUACAUUUUUUACUGCUCAAUGUAUAAUUUUACGAAUGUGUCAUGUGAAUGAGUGAUGACAGAUACGUGUAAAUUGGAGUGAUACGCUGUUACGAAUUGCCACGCGAUUUUCACAAUACGUAAUGAAGAAAUAAUUUUAUCGAUGAAAAAUCUUCGAUGUUUUGAGAUUGAGUGCUAAUUGUAUGGCAGAAUCGGAAAGAUAUAAUGUAAUGAGGUGCAGAGAUAAAUUUUUAACAAAGAUCGUUGAGACAGAUUUGUUCGGUAAUAAAUAAGUAUUAGCGAUAAGUAUCAUGUAAAUUUUAUUCAAAAGGAGGAAAGAUAAAAAUUUGAACCGAAUAUCUCUGGAGCAGCCGUUGCACAAUAUCUUUCCCCAUUUUUUUCUUUCAUUUGAAGAACGAUGACGGGUAUACCCUGUGACUCUGCCUAAUAUAUUUUUACGUUCUGCUGAUAUGUUAAGUACGUAAUAUAAGAUGUAUAAUAAGAAUGCAACUCAUUUUGAAUUGUACAGAAGAAAAUGAAUGCGUGAUGAUCUCACUUUUAAUCUUCAUGCUCAUUGUAAAUAUGACAUGGAUGGUGUAAUAAUUUAUAGCGUAAAGAGAUAAAAUAGCGUAUUACGGUAAAUCUGGCAAACUAGUAUCGCAUAAAACUUGAAAUCCAUUGUAGAAUCUAGUAUACAAUUGGAUUGUAUACUAGAAUUAUAGCUAGAAUGGAUUCAAAGUUUUAUGCGAUACUAGUUUGCCAAAUUUACGCUAUUUAAAAAAAAAACUUGGAGGAUUAGAAAUAUAUAAUGAUUGUGCUAUCUCCGCGAAUUGAAUCGCUGGAAAAUUCGCGGUACAGUUGAAUGAUAACUGGGCAUCUCGGGUAUUAGAUAGUUACGAGAAUCGUGUAGUAUUCGUGUAGUGACUUUUUUUUAUUUUGUUAAUUUAUUGCUAUUAAAAGAAAUAGUUUCGUUAUGUGUAUAUUUAUGGAUAAUAAUGAAUCCUAUUGUAUUUUAUACCUGCGUAAAAGAAUUUCCGUGCGUACGUAUCUGUGAGAGAAAACUUUUAAUUCGUUUAAUCAGAGACAUUUUGUGUGUAAUACUGCGUUUAUGUCAUUAUGUAAGAUACACUAUGCGAGGUUGUCUUAUGUUCUAAAUGCCUAAUAAGUUUUAUUGCACACUCGAUUUGCUUUAAUGUUCUAAAUGAUGGAUGAUUAAUCUAAUUGAAACUUAAACGAAAAACUGUAAAUGAAAUCAUAUACAUAUAUAUAAGAUGAUUUUAUCAUAAUAACAAGAGAAAUUGUAAUGUAUAAAUCAUCGAUGGAAUCGUGUCUAAAUGAGUAUUUCAUAAAUUAAUUUGAUAUACAUGUACAAUAGGUAUAAUCUUUUUAUAUAUUGUACAAUGAAGGAAUAAAAAGAAAGAUUGAUUCAUGCAA
This is a messenger RNA of Solenopsis invicta (red fire ant), 7920 nucleotides long. RefSeq names its product meiosis regulator and mRNA stability factor 1 (gene Marf1). Bases 539 to 5437 code for a protein of 1632 amino acids. The record is from RefSeq and is a predicted model, not a curated record. The transcript has 25 exons. Gene Ontology annotation, molecular function: CCR4-NOT complex binding; mRNA base-pairing post-transcriptional repressor activity; RNA nuclease activity. NCBI's taxonomy places the organism in Eukaryota, Metazoa, Arthropoda, Insecta, Hymenoptera, Formicidae. Gene Ontology annotation, biological process: post-transcriptional gene silencing. Gene Ontology annotation, cellular component: peroxisome; cytoplasm.